This is a messenger RNA of Daphnia pulex (common water flea), 3114 nucleotides long. RefSeq names its product integral membrane protein GPR155-like. Gene Ontology annotation, cellular component: membrane. The coding region runs from base 239 to 2827 and encodes 862 amino acids. Lineage: Eukaryota; Metazoa; Arthropoda; Branchiopoda; Diplostraca; Daphniidae. The transcript has 13 exons. The record is from RefSeq and is a predicted model, not a curated record. Gene Ontology annotation, biological process: intracellular signal transduction; transmembrane transport.
CUUCUCCGACUCCCGAGGGAAAGUUUGUUUACAUUGAAUGGUACUAGCGGUUUACCGUUUUGUCCAUAUCUAUGUUCACGCGUCAUCAGUUCGCGAUAGGCUACUAUUCUCUGUUAUCAUGGCAAACUAUAUCACGUAGCAAACUAAACUUUGAUUUAAAAUCAAAUUCGUGAAAACUCUAGUGCAUAUCUUUUAUUCACAUGAAAGGACUGGAACAACAGUUAUAAAAUUCAUUGCUAUGACACCAACAGAAAGCCCUUCAGGCGGGGAAGUUUCAUUUGAUAACUUAUAUCCAGCUCUAAUAGAAUGUUUCGCUGUGAUUCUUUGUGGGUAUGUGGCGGGAAGAUUGAACAUAAUCUCAGCCACAGAAGCCAAAGGAUUGAAUACUUUCGUAGGAACCUUUUCUUUACCAUCUCUUAUUUUCAUGUCUAUGGCUACACUUGAUCUUAGCUCAGUUAAUUGGGAAUUUUUACUUGCCAUUCUUUUAGCAAAGACAUCGGUUUUCCUUGUGGUUCUUGUGAUAACACUACUUGUCACAAGACCUGUUGACAUGUCAAAAUCAGGGCUCCUUGCAAUUUUUUGUACCCAGUCUAAUGAUUUUGCAUUAGGCUAUCCAAUUGUAGCUGCCCUUUACAGCCAAUCACAUCCAGCAUACCCUAGUUAUUUAUACCUGAUGGCACCAAUAUCAUUGGUAAUUUUGAAUCCUAUAGCAUUUCUUUUCAUGGAAUUGGGGAAGCGUAGAGCAGAGAUGAUGUCUCUAGCGCUUAAUCCCAUGAAUGAUUCCAGUAAUUCUAACAGGCAGAAACCAGAGUCAACAAGUUACUUAAUUUUAAGCAUCCUAGUUAAAGUCCUCUUCAAUCCCGUUGUUUUCAUGACGACCCUUGGUAUUGUGGGGAAUCUGGUUUUCCAUCAGCAAUUACCAAUUGUUCUUGAAGGAAUUUUAAAGGUGUUCGGAAGUGCGUUCUCUGCAGCCGCACUCUUUCUUCUGGGAUUACGAAUGGUUGGUCAAAUGCAUCAGUUUCAGGGCGCCAAUCUCGUAAUACCUUGCAUCUUAAUUUGUGUUAAAUGCUUGGUACUUCCUAUAGUUACCAGAGAGUUCGUUGCCAUUAUUGAUGCCGGCGCCGAUGCUAAUGAAACAGUAGACCUCUCUAAUUUCGGUUUCCUGUAUGGAACAUUCCCAACGGCUCCGGGAGUAUUUGUGUACGCUACACACUUUGGCGUGGAUGUGGAUCUAGUUGCCAGUGCAGUGACUGCCGGAACUUUUCUAUCGGCCCCACUUAUGUUCAUUUCUGCCAAAAUGUUGACUCUAACCAAUUUGAGUCCAUCCAACUACAUUCAAGAUUUAGAUUCGUUCCUUUUCGAUAUCAGCAUUAUCAGUCUCAUAGCCACGGCGUGGGUGAUAGGCAUUUUCAUUGUCGGAAGGAAAUGCAAUAAGAUUCCUCAUUUCUUCACUCUCUGUUUAGUUAUUUCUCAAUUCCUGGGAUGUUUUGGCGUGAUUUUGUGGUCCUCGCUUGGGUGUUGUGAGAAAACUUGGCAGCUUUACUUGCAGUUUAUCUUCAUAUCCUUAGGAGUUUUCGGUUCACGUUUGUGGACCGCGCUACUUGCCCUCUCUCUUUAUUUCCUCCGUACUCGCAGUUUGUGCUUCGUCCUCAAACUAAGACCAUGGUUUGUCGGCAUUGGCUGGGGUAUUCCUGCUAUAAUUGCAACCGUUCUACUCUCAACUGUCGACACGGAAACUGAUCACGCUCAGAAAUCUGACCCUAAUUUUCAAUACGGUCAAACGCAAGCGAUUGUGGCAGUUGUGAUUCUUAUUUCAUCGUUCCUAGUUACCGUAACCAGCCUUAUCAUGCAGCAGCGAUAUGGGAAGAAAUACAAUGAAUACCAGUCACUUCGUAUAGAUGACGAAUCGGAUCACGCUAGUGAUCCAGUCCCAACGCAAUCUACCCCUCCUGUUUUAGACAUUGAAGACUUUGGGCAUAUUUUACGGAGAAACGGGCGCGCAAGACAACCAGAGGAGACGACGGGUCUCUUAAACCCGGAGAUAAGUGCAGCAGAGGAUUUACCCAACGCAUCGUCUACUGAUCUAUAUUCCGCUAGCGACGCAGAAGGAGGUGCGACAGAAUUUUGUUCUUCUCCAAACUGUGACGUUACUAAACAACAGCAGUGCGUGCAAAUAGUUAAGCGCUACAAUUCAUCGCCUUCGGAACCAGAGGAAGCGAUUUCUCCCAGCGAUCCACACGAGGAGUAUCAGAUCCUUCGGCACAUUGUGCUCUUACUUAUCCUUUCCUGCUCGAUGUUUGUCGGUAUCGCUCUUUGUAUGUGGACCAUCAUUGUAGAAAGAGUUAGUGGUAUUUACCUAGAGCUGCUCUUCUUUGACGGCGUUUUAAACUAUGGACAAGGGUUUUUGGUCUGUAUGAUAUUCGGCUUCGACAACAAACUGAUUGUGUCGCCGAUAAUGAAGAGGUGGCGUCAAUUCUGGGACGGAGCGAAAUCUUUGGGUCUACCUCACUCUGAUGCCAUCAGUCCUGAAACCAAAUUAACUUGUGAGCAGUUCCGCACCUAUCACAUGAACAAGUGCAUCGCAGAUCUUGUUCGGGACAAACGGAGACGUUUGAAAACGUACCGAAGCGUGUUCGUUGGAUCAGACCUGGUGAAUUGGUUGAUCAUGGUUGGUCUUGCUCGUGACAGAUUGGAAGCCCAACGUUAUGGACGUCAUUUGGUUGACGGUCGUGUCAUCAAACAUAUUAAAAGCGAGUAUCACUUCCACGAUCAACCCUACUUCUACACCUUCUUAACUUCAGAAAACACAAGCAACGUAUCAUCUUAACUGAAAUUCUAGCAAGUCUGAAUCUCCAGGUAACAAACGAAAGAAAUGGAUUUAAAUCUUUUAUGGUUAUGACAAUUACGUGUAUUUCGCUAAAGCGAAAAAUAACCGUAACCGUACACCUAGUGAUAUGUAAUUAUUAUAAACCAAUUAAAUAUGGAAAGUUUAAACAACGGAUUUCUGUAAACACGUAUGAAGGCCACUUUGAGCGAUGGAAAAAGGCACCAUCGUAAAAAAAAGACUUGGCAGUAAUUUCAAGUCGAAUUACGAAAAUAAAGUGAUUACGAAAA